Prorocentrum cordatum is the source of this 968-nucleotide messenger RNA. The record is from the annotation of a GenBank genome assembly. NCBI's taxonomy places the organism in Eukaryota, Dinophyceae, Prorocentrales, Prorocentraceae.
GUCACCUGGGCUCAAGCCAGGGGCCCGGGGCGCCCCUGGACUGACGCGCGCGGCCCCGAUGUCGGUUCAGGAGCACAUCACGCCCGAGGGCUUCCGCCUCGACGGCCGCCGCGUCCACGAACCGCGCGCCGUCCGCUGCAGCGUCGGCGCCCCGGGGGGCUGCGACGCCGACGGCUACGCCGCUUUCGAGCUGGGCGGCACAAAGGUGAUCGCGUACGUGUACGGGCCCAUGGACGCGAAGCCCCGGGCCCAGGCGAACCACGACCGCGCGUCGCUCUCCUGUGUGCUCUCCACCGCCGCCUUCGGCGCCCCCGCGAGGGCGUCGCGGCCUGGGCGGGACCGGCUGUCGCAGGAGCGGUCGCUGUGGAUCCAGCAGACGCUGGAGAGCGCCGUGCCCCUGGAGAUGUACCCUCGCUCCCAGAUCCGCGUGUUCGUGCAGGUGCUCCAGUCGGACGGCGGCGUCGUGGCGGCAGGCAUAAACGCCGCGACAUUGGCGCUCGUCGACGCAGGCAUCCCCAUGCGGGACCUCGUGGUUGCGUGCUCGUCGGGCAUGCUUGGGCACAGGGCGGCGCUCGACCUCAGCCGCGAGGAGGAGCUGGCUAGCGGGGCACAGGUGCUCGUCGGGAUGCUGGUCAGCGCCUGCAAGGUUUCGCUCCUGGAGGUCGAGUCCAAGGUGCCCGAGGACCAGUUCCAGCCCCUCUACGACAUGGCGGCGGCUGGCUGCGGGGCGGUCGCGGAGCAGAUGCGGGCGUGCCUGCUGGAGCACGCGGCACAGUGUUUCUCCCUGCGGGCGAGCCUGCGACACGGCAAGAAGGGCUGAGCGCGCGGGGCGCCGGCCGGGUCGGGCGGCCCGCCUCCUCCCCCCGCCGCGGGCCCGCCUCUCGUUGCCCGUCGGAGGGUGCCAGCCACACGCCGCGGCAGCUUCGUGGCGUGCCCCGGCGGCAGCGGCCCCGCCGGGGGCGUGCCGG